CUUGAAAUUAAUUUGAUAAAAUGGUGUCUUCUUCGUCCCAAUCAGGGCAGCCUGGCUGAGAGAAUGGGGCCAAGGGAAGUGGAGUUAAAGAGGGUUCAAUGUCUGCUUACCCAUUUCUCCUUUGUCGCCCAUACCACCGAGUUGACCUUCGUAACAGGGUCGGCCGGACAGGCCCGGACCCCCCUUCUCGCCCGAGUCGCCCUUUGCGCCCCAGUAGCCCUUUGGGCCUCGAGGACCCCGCGACCCAGGCCAGCCGAUCUCUCCCUUGGAACCACGGGGACCCCUCUGACCUUUUUUUCCGAUACAGGUUUUUGGGUCCUAAGCAGAGGAAGAAAGCCGAAUAAGGGAGGGUGGGGCAGAAGAAGAGGAAAGACAGAGGGUCGUAGGACCAGUUAG
Messenger RNA from Protopolystoma xenopodis, 396 nucleotides. The record is from the annotation of a GenBank genome assembly. NCBI's taxonomy places the organism in Eukaryota, Metazoa, Platyhelminthes, Monogenea, Polystomatidea, Polystomatidae.